GGGCGGGAUGUCUUGCAGAAUACAGAACCCUACUCGAACAAUCUAAAACCCCCCAAAACCUUCGACAACAAUGGAGCUCUGUACUUCUACUCGUUGCAUCCCCAAUCAUCUUACACCCUUCACUCCUUACAGACCUACCCUGCAAUGGAGAUGCUCUCUUCCUUUGAAAUUCCACCCGAUUGCUCGCAACUAUCCAGGAUCGCGCUAUUACAGCUAUUUUUCUAUAAAAGCUACAUCAUCUGAAGAAACAUCGAGUGGGGCAAAUCAGUAUGUCAAAGAAGAACCGGAUGUAAUCAACUACUCAUCCAUAAAAGCAACAACUCCUGAGGAAACAUCAAAUGAGACAAAUCAAUAUGUCAAAGAUGAACCUGAAAGUGAAGUGACGGAUGAUGAAGUUCAAGCUGAGGAGAAGAGUGGGUUUGGAGGAUUUGGUCUAUUCAAAGAUGACGCUGAGACUAAUGAUCAGUUCCCGCAGUUUGAUUUUCUAAAUAAGCUCAAAGUAGAGUUGGAUUUUGAAGAUUCCUUUUCAAUCGCUCUGCUCAGUGUAGGUGGCAUUGCAGCCCUGUGGUUAACCGCAUCCAUAGUUGGAGCCAUUGAUAAUAUACCUUUGUUUCCUAAGCUAAUGGAAGUGGUGGGUCUUGGCUACACUAUCUGGUUCAGCUCACGCUACUUGCUCUUUAAGAGAAACAGAGAUGAAUUGGCAUCAAAGAUCGAAGAGAUUAAGCAACAAGUUCUGGGGGGGAAAGUUGAUAUGUGAGAUCACUGAAACCAUCCUCUUAUAUGAGUCUAGAUUGCAUCGGAAUAGUUUUUGGGUCCAGUAGUAUGCUUAUAUGUGAAUAAAAAUACCGACUUCAAGGAUGCGUCUCUUUUCCUUACGGUUGAAUAUCGAGAAAUCAAAUAUUUUGAGGUGAGUUCUUGUCUGAA
Messenger RNA from Cynara cardunculus var. scolymus (artichoke), 924 nucleotides. RefSeq names its product protein CURVATURE THYLAKOID 1D, chloroplastic-like. The transcript is spliced from 5 exons. Gene Ontology annotation, cellular component: thylakoid; chloroplast thylakoid membrane. The record is from RefSeq and is a predicted model, not a curated record. The coding region runs from base 71 to 757 and encodes 228 amino acids. Lineage: Eukaryota; Viridiplantae; Streptophyta; Magnoliopsida; Asterales; Asteraceae.